UCAGGAAAGACAAAGACUGAGGACAUCUCUUGGACGACCUACAAAAAGUCGGUAAAGGUCGAUCUUUUGGUUUUAAAACCCGUCCCUUUUUAUUUGGACGGCCGGCAAUCUAAAUUAAUAAAUAACAGAAAUGCUACGAACGAUAUUCUUACGAAACCAACUCUUAACCGAUAGUGUUAAAAAGGCUAUCCGGUCCAAUGUAACCAGAUGCCUAAGCACCGAAUUGGCGAGAAGGAAACAAGAAAACAAGAUACUGACACACAAAAAAGUGGUAGCAACAAUACAACCAUGGAGUGUACAAGCCAGAUACUACUCGGACUUUCCGUCACAUUCCCGUGUCAAUCUGCCGGCCCUGUCACCCACCAUGGAGAACGGCUCCAUUGUGAGCUGGGAAAAGAAAGAGGGGGACAAGCUAAAUGAAGGUGAUCUUCUCUGUGAAAUUGAAACUGACAAAGCGACAAUGGGAUUCGAAACUCCAGAAGAAGGUUAUUUAGCUAAAAUUUUAAUUCCUGCCGGUACUAAAGGUGUACCUGUGGGUAAGCUGCUGUGUAUCAUAGUUGAAAAUCAAGCUGAUGUGGCAGCUUUCAAAGAUUUUAAGGAUGACUCGGCUGCGGCCCCCGCCCCCGCCGCUGCAGCUCCCGCUGCGGCCGCCGCCCCCGCCGCGCCCCGCCCCGCGGCCCCCGCUGCCGCCCCCGCCCCCGCCGCGCCCCCCGCGGACGCCCACAGCAGGAUCUACGCUAGCCCCAUGGCUAGGAGGCUGGCUGAACUGAAGAACAUAAGGCUUGGAGGCCAGGGCACCGGACUGUACGGGGCCCUGAAGAGCAGUGACCUUGCCGCAGGCGGGGCCCCGGCCGAGGCCCCCGCGCCGCCAGCGCCGGGGGCAACCUACCGUGACGUGCCCCUGAGCGGCAUGCGAGAGACCAUCGCGCGCAGGCUGACGGCUGCCAAACAGAAUAUACCGCACUACCAACUGACUACUACUGUCAAUGUGGAGAAGACGCUGGCUAUGCGAAAGGCUGUCAAUGAGAGACUGGCUGCGGAGAAAUCAGAUGUCAAGAUAUCGGUGAACGACUUUAUCGUGAAGGCGGUGGCGGCGGCGUGCAAGCGCGUGCCCGCCGUCAACGCGCACUGGAUGGACACGUAUAUUAGAGAAUUCUCAAACGUGGACGUGAGUGUGGCGGUGGCUACACCUGGUGGUCUCAUCACUCCCAUCAUCUUCAACGCGGACUCUCGCGGCAUCAUCGACAUAUCCAAGUCCAUGAAGGAGCUAGCGGCUAAGGCGAAGGAGGGCAGACUGCAGCCGCACGAGUACCAAGGCGGCACCAUCACUGUGUCCAACUUGGGCAUGUUCGGUAUUACGAUGUUCAACGCUAUCAUCAACCCCCCGCAGUCGUUCAUCCUGGCGUGCGGUGGUCUGCAGGACCUCGUUAUUCCCGACAAGAACGAGAACCAAGGUUUCCGCGUGGCGAAGUUCGUGUCGUUCACGGCGUCGGCUGACCAUAGAGUUGUCGAUGGCGCGGUCGGCGCCGAAUGGAUGAAGGCGUUCCGGGCUAAUCUCGAAGAUCCCGCCAACAUGAUCCUCUAACUUCACUCCAGUUCAGGCCCCUAAUUGUGUAACUUUAAUGAAUAUGAACUUUAUAACGUUUGAAAUUUCUAAAAUAGAAUAUGAUGUCAAUAUUUUGACGUUUAUAUUUGUAAAAAGUUCAAACGUUAAAAAUGUUACCAUAUACAACGAAGUUUAUCUUCAUCAAAGUUAAUAACGAGACAGAGCACAGCUCACUUCACUCCAGUGCGGCGCUUAGCGCUCACUUCAGACCCAAACACACCGCGGCGUAGCUAACUUGGCUCCUGUAAAUUAUUAGAAUAAGGAUACGCCUUACAUACCUUCGCCCACUGCCGUGUGAACACGUAUUUUUCCAUUUUUAAAUUAGUUAACAGUUUUACUUCAUUUGACGUAUUUUUGUUUAUCGUUGUACGAAAUCCAGCGAUUGUCGAGAUUUAUAAUACUUCAAGAUCCGAUAUAUAGGAAUAUCGAUAUUUGAACUUGAAAUGUAAACUAUAAUUGGUACAAUUGUUAAAACAUAAUUCGGAACAUUCGUCUGGCAUAUCCU
This is a messenger RNA of Aricia agestis (brown argus), 2111 nucleotides long. RefSeq names its product dihydrolipoyllysine-residue acetyltransferase component of pyruvate dehydrogenase complex, mitochondrial (gene muc). Gene Ontology annotation, molecular function: dihydrolipoyllysine-residue acetyltransferase activity. Gene Ontology annotation, biological process: pyruvate decarboxylation to acetyl-CoA. Gene Ontology annotation, cellular component: pyruvate dehydrogenase complex. The transcript has 9 exons. The record is from RefSeq and is a predicted model, not a curated record. The coding region runs from base 131 to 1585 and encodes 484 amino acids. NCBI's taxonomy places the organism in Eukaryota, Metazoa, Arthropoda, Insecta, Lepidoptera, Lycaenidae.